Messenger RNA from Angiostrongylus costaricensis, 951 nucleotides. The record is from the annotation of a GenBank genome assembly. Lineage: Eukaryota; Metazoa; Nematoda; Chromadorea; Rhabditida; Metastrongylidae.
AUGAGCGGAACGGUGUUUCAUGGUGUACCCACCGUUCCUACACCUCAGUUUAGUACGUUUACAACGGUUGUAGAUCUUCCUGCACCUUUACCUGACUUCGCAUCCAAUCUGAAGAUAUGUGCUUCAUUUCAGGUUGCGGUUCCAUACCCUUCUGUAAAUGUCCAAAGAACUUUUGCAGUUCUCUCGAGCACUACUGAAACAGUGAAGGUUUGCUAUUCUUUUUCUGCAAGUGUAAUCAUUUAUCGCUAUGAGUCGAAAACGGAAAAGCAUCAUAAAUUUCCACUGGCUUCAACGUCAUCUAGGAGUUACAACCUUAAACGAUCCUUCAAGGUAAUCAUCGUUGGUGAUGCUGGUGUUGGUAAGACUUGUCUUUCGUUCCGGUUUUGUUGUGGUCGAUUUCCUGAGAAUACCGAAGCUACCAUAGGUGUGGAUUUCCGAGAAAGGAGUUGUGUUAUUGAGAGAGAAUUACUCAAAGUGAGUUCUCAUCACGAGCGGUAUAGGCACUCAAUUGUGGCUCAUUACUACCGCAAUGUCAAUGCAGUAGUGUUCGUUUACGAUGUGACAUGCCCAUCGUCAUUCGCAUCGCUUCGGUCUUGGAUUACAGAAUGUGAGAAAAAUGGAUUGACUUCAGACUCGGAUGUGCCGCGAAUUCUUAUCGGAAACAAAUGCGAUCUGAAAUCUUCAAGCACUGCGCGUGUUGACACGGAUGCUGCACAGAUUUUCGCCGAUCAUAAUAAUAUGGCACUUUUCGAGACAUCAGCAAAGGCGGAUUCUGAAGCAGACCAUGUAGAGUCUAUCUUUCUAACUCUACUUCAUAAACUGCAACAGAGCAAGCCGAUGCAUGUACAAAGUGAGGGGGAACGGCAAGCGAAGGUAUAUUUUAAGUAUGAUGGUUUAAAUGAAGGACUGUGCUGUGAACAUCGUUCGAUGACCUUCCUGCAGUACAUUUGA